AUGGCUCUAAAGCUGUACAUCGGUCUCGCAUCUUUUGUUCUAUCUUUUCUUGCUAUUUUCCUAAACCUUUUAAUUUUUAUCCCUGUAUUUCGACUCGGUUUUAUUGCGAAAAAAAGUACAAUUUAUGUAAUCGCAUUUUUCAAUAUUUUAUCAGACUUGAUGCAGUUAUCCAUAACCUGUUUCUACUUAACCGCUUCUAUUGUAGCAGAUCGUUAUGUGAUUACUGGAGCACGGACUUCCAGUCUCAGUAUAAUUUUUGGAUGGAUUUUCAUCAAUGCUUGGUAUAUGGAAUGCCUUGUUCAGAUUGUGAUGGCUGUUAAUCGGUUCACAGUGAUUUCUCUUCAAAAGAGGCACAUUUUCACUUUCAAAACCACCCUGGCCAUAUUUGUAGUUCUUAUUUCAACGACGGCGUUUUCAGCAAUUUGCACUCAAUAUGUUUUUCCAUGUUGUGUAUUCAUCUGUGACAAAGACGUGAUGUCAUUCAUGUUUAUCAACAUCGAGGGUCUCUAUUCCUACUCAAAUUUGAUGCUGGUGUCAUAUGACGUCUUCUGCACUUCCACCUCUACACUCUGCUACAUUUCCGUGUUCCGUUCGAUCCGAAAAUCGUACAAAACCGCACCAAGCAAUGUUCAAAAGAAACGAGCUAACGAUGAUGUGAAAUAUUUGACACAAUUCGUGUUCAUUUCAAUUUUCUUCAUCUUCACCUGGGUCCUGUUCGAGCUACUUCCAUAUAUCGUCCCUAAAGAUCAACCAGAGUGGUUUUCGGUUGUUCCCGUAUUGGUGACCCUGAAUUGUUCGUCAAAUUCGAUCAUUUAUCUCUCGAUGAACAAGCAUGUUCAACAGUCGUUGCAAAUUCCAUGGCUCCGGAAUAAGCUUGGUGGACCAAAAUCCUCUAGUAAUGUUAAUGUGAUCCAAGUG
Caenorhabditis briggsae is the source of this 918-nucleotide messenger RNA. RefSeq names its product Protein CBR-SRX-5 (gene Cbr-srx-5). Gene Ontology annotation, cellular component: membrane. The record is from RefSeq and is a predicted model, not a curated record. Gene Ontology annotation, biological process: G protein-coupled receptor signaling pathway. The annotation marks the transcript as partial. Gene Ontology annotation, molecular function: G protein-coupled receptor activity. Lineage: Eukaryota; Metazoa; Nematoda; Chromadorea; Rhabditida; Rhabditidae. The transcript has 4 exons.